AUGUCUAUGCUGGCACUGUCCGCAGAGGAGCUUCUUCGAAAGGGUGCCGUUGAAGCCUUAGAGUCUGGAGACUAUCUUCUGUACUCAACAUUCGUCGACGUGUGUCUUGCGGAACCAAACUCAUUCGCAUCAGUGGAGGCGCGGGAACAGGUGCUUACCACGUUGCUCGACGUAUUGAAGGCCCAUCCGAAGCUUGUAUUUGAAAUCGGUUGGGAUAUACCGUCCGUUUUAUUGCCAUACAUCGAUUCAGAUUACGAUUAUACAUCGAAACCUCUUCGAGAAGCCCCAUGCGUGCCAUUGGUACUCAAAUUAUUCCAAGAAUUGGCUGUUAAUGGUAAUGCCAAAGAGUUAUUUUUGAAGCUGUGUGAAUUACUUACGCAGCUCGAUUGCUCCAGUAUUGAAGUCAAGCCGGGCCCCGAUGAGAUUUACAGAAGGGCCGCAAUUUUCGAUAUCAAAUUAUACUGUGUGAUUGAAUUGAUGGACGCGUGCACCCGUCGUAUCAAAACUGCCUACCCUCUGCGGUUUCUAGCAAUGUCAGCUUCACUGUUUGUUAACAUGCUAAGCAAAAAUCCAAUGGACAAUAACACACAUUGUCAGUUCGUAUUACGGCGGUGCUAUCAAUUUGUCCGAGGAUACGAAGGUAUGCUUCCCCCGGACUCCGAGGCCAACGAGACCGCAUCCGAAUAUUCUCUUGACCAAGGUGAUCAGUCUGAAAACGAUUCUCAUUUAAAACUGGACAAGAUUGAGAUUGCUGAAGAGAUCAUUUCUGAUGCUGUGGAAUCUCAAAUUGAAGCUAAUUCAAAAUUAGCGGAGAAUGACAAAUCAUUCCCAGCUAUAGAUCUUGGAAGUCUCACUAAGUCACAUGUUGGAACCCCUCUAGUUGAUGCCGCCCCCUCUCGCGACGACGAAGAUUAUCUUCAGCGAAAAAUUCUUCAAUCAUUUGUGACCCUGGCUGUUCAAGUUGCAUUGAAAGAGGUGGUUUUUGGUUUCACUACCGAUUACAUUUCAUAUUUACAACGCGAACAGCGUCACAAACUUACCAGAUAUCUUGACUACGAGCUUAGCGCUCCUGUACUUACUCGUCUUAACGAGUUAUGCCAGCUGUUUGACAUCAGUCCCCAGCAUACGUUCGAAGCGAUGGUAAAACGAGCUCAUGAUUUGAUACCUGCUCGAAUUGAUGAGGAUGAUGGAAUCGGUUUGCUUUUCGAAAACGUGAUCAAAGAGUAUCAAGAAUAUGCGCUGGUACUCGUAGCCCUGGAUGCCAAGAGGGUCGUCGUUUCAGAACGAGGUUGUGCGAUUUUGUGGACAUAUGAGGUGGCUUAUCCCCACAAAUUUGAUUAUGUUUUUACCUUCAAGGAUGCUGUGGCCUUAUUAUUUGUGGGAGUGAUCCCCGGGAUGGUCAAUCCCGCCUACCGACUUGUUGGUUUCGAGGAUGCUUGUGUUUACUGGAUUUGGUAUUCUCUUCAUUCGAGCAAUGCUGGAAUUUCACUUGUUGAUGACUCCGUAUUGGUGGUGGUUUUCCAAGUAUUGUUGCACAUCAUUUCUAACAAUGACACCCGUCCUAAUUUUAGAUACGGUGCUACCACUUUAUUGACAAAAAUUCUUGCGUUAACCGACGAACUCAUAGCAUGGAAUUUCAUCACUGACUCCUUAAAAGAUUGCCCCUUUGAGAACGUAAAAAUGCUGUUGACAGGAAUUCUCAAGGAGUUACUUACACAAGAUCGUCCUGCCGCAGAAGGAAAUGGUCCCAAAACUCCUCUGCGUAAGUAUUUGAAGCUCAAUGAUGAUCGUGGUCUCAUCUUAUUUGAGAUAAUUGCCGAGCAGAUCGAGCAAACGUUCUCAGUUGAGCAAAUAGGCAACGGUCGAGUCGUCCGAAUCGUUCCCACCACAUAUGGGGUACUUGCCACCUAUCUUAAUUUGUUGGUGGCUUUGAAUGGCGUGAAUCUUCUUCAACUGGAUGUGCUUGCAAAACUGUUAAAUCAUUAUAUCCAGGUGGUGGCAGACAAGCUUGAUGAACUCGACAACGAAGCGGAUCCAUUGGAAAAGAACGCCGCUGAUAUGAUGCGUCUCACACUUAACCGUGUCAGUGAGGCAAAGGACAAGAAUGAAGCGCCGGUUUUGUAG
Messenger RNA from Diutina rugosa, 2124 nucleotides. RefSeq names its product Ybp1p (gene YBP1). The coding region runs from base 1 to 2124 and encodes 707 amino acids. Gene Ontology annotation, cellular component: cytoplasm. The transcript has a single exon. Lineage: Eukaryota; Fungi; Ascomycota; Pichiomycetes; Serinales; Debaryomycetaceae. Gene Ontology annotation, biological process: cellular response to oxidative stress. The record is from RefSeq and is a predicted model, not a curated record.